UUUCUGAAAUCUAACCUAAAAUUUAAAUCCUUGACAAAGUUUAUUGCAAUCAAUCUGACGUUUUUAAGAUGAUUUAGUAUAAUUUAUGUUUCAUCCAGUGAAUUUAUAGAUUUUCUCAAUUAAAAUGUCAAGAUAUUCUAAUCAUUUGAUGUAUAUGACUCCUUUUGAACAACAUAAGAGGCUCAUCAAUGUUUAUGUUCUUCAACGAAAAGGAAGCUCUGAACUUCUAAAAAGAAAUACAUCCAGAGACAAACGCGACAUAGAUGUCAUUCGUGAAAACCAUUGUUUUCUAUGGGAAGACGACGUUGAGCCGAAUUCAUGGGAGAAAAGACUGGCCAAAAAGUACUAUGACAAACUAUUCAAAGAGUACUGCAUCUGUGACUUGAGUCUUUACAAAGAAAACAAGGUUGCUAUGAGAUGGCAGACUGAACCCGAAUUGAUCUCAGGAAAAGGCCAGUUUGUUUGUGGUGAGAAAAAAUGCGCAAAUAAAGAGACAUUGAGAUCGUGGGAGGUGAAUUUCGGAUACAUUGAACAUGGGGAAAAGAAGAAUGCUUUAGUCAAAUUACGAUUAUGUCCAGACUGCUCAGAGAAACUGAACUACAAAACGAAACGGAAAGAAGUGAAAAAGAAGAAACUGAAGCGACUGAAGUCCAACAAAGAUAGAAAACGUGAGAAGGUGUCGUCAACUGAUGCACAGAGUGAGACAGAAGUGGACCAGCAACAGACGGAAGACACAAAUUGUGAGGAAAAUGAAGAUGCCGAGGCAGUUAGUAUUUGGAAACAGAAACCACCUGACCUUGAGGAACCUUCCAGAGAUGAGGAGUUUGAGGAAUAUCUAGAAGAGCUUCUACUUUGAACUGAAGUAGACCAAGGACUGAAAUACUCUUGAACGUGACAGAAAACCUGGUACUAUAGUGGGGUCCACGUUAAAAAGGCAGUACAGUCGAACCUCUGUAUAACGAAGUCGGUUAUCCCGACAAAAAAUUCACUGCAGAGAGGUAUUCGUUAUUGAGAGGUUGUUCUGUCAAGAAAAAUGCCACGAUCUGAUGGAUCGUGUAAUAUGGUAUCACGACGGUAAAUAAAUUUGGGACAUACAUUUAUUUCCUCCAGAAAGCUUGACUUGUACUAUUAGUUGAGUUUAAUCAAAGUAACUCAGUAGCAAUAUUUUUCAUCAAUUUCAUUCAUCAAAGUUAUUUUACUAAUUUUCACACUACUAUUAGAUUGAACACAAAAUACGGUAAUUUUUCAAUAACUUCACUACAAAUACUACAAUAACUCAACUCUCCUAUUCUUAAUGUUUUAUUUGAAGAAGUGAGUAAUUUCCGGUUGAAUUCUUCAUUUGAAUAAAACAUCAUGAUCAAUAAACGACUCACAUCUAUUCAAACAGUCGAACAUGUUGUCUGGUACACUAUUUUUCAGUUUUAAUCCUUGCUUGAUAAUUUUGAACGCUUCUAGAAUUCUUGAUCUGACGGAUUCUUCUCCUCAGGUUCGUCACAGCCAUCAUAGUCAGUUCAAAGAAUUGAAAUGUGUGACAAAAGCAAGAAUGGGAAAGUCCAGUCGUUCACCUGCCUGGUCUACAAAUGACAAGUUCUUGGAAUUCAAUUUCCGACAUGUGUUUCAACCUCUAUUGACUGUCUACCACCCUAUCUUCUUCCUACCUGAUUUGCCAUCAUUUUUAGUCUAUAAUUGACCUUUCUGCUGAUCCUUGAAAAUGACCGUCUGCUUCCUAUACACAACACUACAUUUUGUAUGUUGGAGUCUAGAGAAAACUCUGUUGUUGAGAGGGCCGAAAUUCGUUAAAUAGAGGUAAAUAAGCUGUCAAACUCUAAAAUGUCAUGGGACCAGGUAAAAAUUCGUCAUGUAGAGGAUUUCGUUGAGUGGAGGUUCGUUAUAGAGAGGUUCGAUCACGGUAUUUAGAUGAAAACGGUAGGGGUUAUGAAAUGUGUGCGCAGUGGCCAGCCAGCUAGAUUACGUCAUCGCCACCAACCGAGGUUUUUAACACCUAUUGGCAAUUUUAUAAAACUUAUUAGUUAGAACCAGAUGAUUGUAUAUAAAAUGACGUCAGCGACACCGGAAAUUCAGCACAAACAUGCGCGUGACACCUACCGUCUUCUUCUAUAUACCGUGGGUUCGACUGUAUGUGAUUAACAUUGUUAUUGCUAUCCUUGUCUAUUAUCCUUGUAUCAUCUUCGUACCAUCCUUGUAUUAUCUUUAUCUAGUGAGGUCCACGUUAUAAUGGCAGUAUUUGAUUAACAUUGGUGUUGCUAUCCUUGUCUAUCAUCCUUGUAUCAUCUUCCUACAAUGAGGUCCACGUUAUAAUGGUAGUAUUUAUGUUGCCAUUUUAACGUUAAGUGCAAUGUGCUAUUUUAUAACAUUGAAUUAUAAUUAUUGUAUUUUUU
Nilaparvata lugens (brown planthopper) is the source of this 2399-nucleotide messenger RNA. RefSeq names its product protein FRA10AC1-like. Gene Ontology annotation, molecular function: phosphatase activity. The coding region runs from base 125 to 856 and encodes 243 amino acids. NCBI's taxonomy places the organism in Eukaryota, Metazoa, Arthropoda, Insecta, Hemiptera, Delphacidae. The record is from RefSeq and is a predicted model, not a curated record. The transcript is spliced from 4 exons. Gene Ontology annotation, biological process: dephosphorylation.